AUGAGGACUUUAACAACAAAAAGUGUAAUCAAUUUUGCUUUCAUUCAUUUUGAUUUCAGCUCUUGUCCAGAGUGGUCAGCAUGUAGGAAUCAUCCGGUGUAUUCCUUGUGGAGGCAAGCCUCGCAGAAUUUUGCAGAAAAGGCAUGUGGCAACAUCACAGUGUUACUGAAUGGGUCUAUUGUCAACGCCUUCAGUAGGAAAAGCAUGUUUGGAAGUACUGAAUUGGACAGUCUGAACCCACACAGGGUGAAUUAUGUCAACAUUAAGGUGGUGACCAAUCUAGAGGAACCGUUUAUAGAAACAUGUAGUGAAGGAUCCAUUGUGGACCUGAUCCAGAUCCUCCAGUCCAGAGGUUUCCGCUGGACUUGCACAGACAAGGACCAGACCCUGAGGAUCCUUCAGUGUAUCCAGAACCCCCAACAGUCCUCCUGCCAAACAUGUGCAAACAGCCUCUCACACAGAAAGAGCCUCACAUUUAAAUGA
This is a messenger RNA of Perca flavescens (yellow perch), 483 nucleotides long. RefSeq names its product ADP-ribosyl cyclase/cyclic ADP-ribose hydrolase 1-like. Bases 1 to 483 code for a protein of 160 amino acids. Gene Ontology annotation, cellular component: plasma membrane. Gene Ontology annotation, biological process: positive regulation of B cell proliferation. The transcript has 5 exons. Gene Ontology annotation, molecular function: phosphorus-oxygen lyase activity; NAD+ nucleosidase activity, cyclic ADP-ribose generating. NCBI's taxonomy places the organism in Eukaryota, Metazoa, Chordata, Actinopteri, Perciformes, Percidae. The record is from RefSeq and is a predicted model, not a curated record.